UUCGCUCGCGUUUAGUCGCUGCGAUACCCGAUUCACGUGACGGCCGUCGAUCGAGCGCGCCUCGAUCAACGCUCUCUCGGAGUCUCGUCGCUCGACGCUCUCGCUGUGCCUCGCAUACGCUUCCAACAGGUCGACGUGCGCUCCGUGUAUACGUGUACGCGUGACAUACGUGCUUGCCUGCCUACCUGCGUGCCUACCUGCGUGCGUGCGUGCGUGCGUGCGUGCGUGCGUGUCUCCGUCUGAUAACGAGCUUCGGGGAGAAAGAGAAAAAGAGCACGCACGGGAUAAAGCCGCUCGUCUGCUCCGGCGCCAACGGCUUAACCUAUUUGCCUGUCUGCUCCGAGGAAGAGAAGAAGAUAGGGACUUGUUUAUCGGGGGAACGAGCUGGGAGAUCGUCGCUUUCUGGGCCCGAUGCCUGUCUCCGGAGGACCGUCUUCGUGUUUUCGUCGCUCGCGCUCUGUGUGAUGCGAAAGAACGGAGCCUCGUUGAACCUGCUGCCCGCGGCAGGUGAGGGCUGACACGAGGUCGCGUCGAGGAAGGGUCGAGAAAUCGGGAGAACCGACCAUUCGACCGUUACUCUAUUCCCCGGGCGUGUGUGUCGGCGAACACGUCGACGAUCCAUUAAAUCACCGGAUGAGGAUCGUCCAUCCGCGGCGUGGAGGGUCUCGAAGGUGGGCAGAUGAUGGUGCGUUUGGACGUCCUGAAUAAGUAGAGAGACAGAGAUAAAGGUGAAAUAAAAGGAAAAACGAAGAAGAAAAUAGAUACACACGGUCAGUCCCCUCCCCGCAGGGUCAACGAUCGCGCAGAUCUCUCUACGUGCUCUCCUCUCGCCACGGGCGUAUCCGCGGACCGGAGCACGUAACACGUAUGUACACGCACACACACACACGUGCACACGCCUAUCAACGUGGUGGCACUCGCGUUUCACGAGAGUGACCGCGUCGGCGUCCGUCGUCUCGACGUCGGGAGUGAAAAGGCGGUCGACCGUACGGCUGCUUUCACCGACGAGCCGCGCCGCUGGAAUAAUGCCGCCGAUCGCGCUUUAACGCUCCGUCGCGUCGCCCCGUGCCUUGGUGAAAAAUGACGUCCACCUGCCAAUAAUCGCGCCACCCAGCAGGUAUAUUCCUCCUCUCUGGUAGCUGGUCGUCGUCGUCGUCGUCGUCGUCGUCGUUGUCGGCGGCGGUGGUGGUUUCAUUCGGUGAGAGAAUUCGUGCGGAACGACAACGAGUCCGCGGCGAGAGGACCGAGUCGAUCGUGCCGCAAAUUGGACGGUCACCCGGUGUAUACGGCGCGAUCGUCAAACCGACGGUGUUGCGAGAGGAAAGAGAGACAGAGAGAAAGAUAAAGAGAGAAAGAGAGAGCUUUAUUCCCUUCGCGGCGUUGUGGAAUUUGCGGACACCGCAGCAUAACCUUCAACGACCUCGUCGGUGUGUAAUAUUAAGUCGACAACGGCGGGAUCGCCGCGAUAGUCGUGACGCGUCUUCUCUCGCGGACACGAAACGACUCUUGGAAGCGAAUCUCCGGCGUAUCCCCUAAGUCGUGAGAAUCUAAUCUCGGUGGAUAACGUGAUCCUCGGUGACCUCUUCGGCUGUAACAACAAGUUGUACGCGAGUGGAAGCUAUCGGUCGGUGCGAGUCGGAACCUGUCGGCCAGAUUCGUCGGUUAGUUCCUUCAUUCGUUCGCUGUUAUCCCUCGGAAUCUGUGUAUACAUAUUCUAUGCGCGUCGUCUUAACCUUCGGCGAUCUUACCGGUAUAAGAUAUCAACUCCCCGACGGCUUCGCGGAACUGCGAACUUCCACGACGUCUUCCCGACGCGGUCGCGGUGCGGAAUCAGCAUAUACCUCGUCAUUUUCGCUUGACCUUCCACGACCUCGCGGCUCGUUAACCCGGCGGUAACAGUGACGAACCCAACGACAGGAAACAGUUUCAGCGGUGAAUAGAGCGGUGAAUAUCCGAUCAAGCGAGUUGAUCCUCGGUGACGUCGCCGCAAGGUACACGAACUCGUCGUUUCCGACGUAUCUUCUCUCUCUAUUUCUGUCUCCGCGCGAUGCUCAGCGCGCGAUUGUGAAAACGUCUCGGCCACACGGACGUACGUGGUGAUUCCGAUUAGCAUGGAAACAGCCGCCAAGAUGUACAUCAGCAACGAGCCGCAGAACGGUCACACGACCACAAAGUACGCCUCGACCAACUCGAUCCCGGCGAUGAUUCAGGAGCAGGAGUCCUCCUUGGCGAGGAUCCUCGGCGCUGUCGGCAAACAGCGCGAGAACGCCGCAGCUAUCCUGCGGGACGGCAAGGCUCGCCGACACAGUGUCCUGGAGGACCUGAAGGCCCGACGGGAUAGUCUCUUCCAGCGAGCCCGCAGAGCCAGCAUGUUUGGCGAUGAGAAAGAGAAUGCCAAGGAUAACGGCAAGGACAUCACGAAGGAGAAGCCUAAGGAGAAGAGGAGGAGCAGCGACACCGGUAGCGGCAGGAGAGGCUCGGUGUUCUAUGUGUCGGAAGAUCUGCUGGAGGAGAAUCACGAGAUCCCGGAGAGCGAGGACCGCGCCCAAGCGGCGCAGGAGGCCAAGAAGGGACGCCGGAAGUCGUGGCAUCCGCUCGCGAAGCCGCCCAAGGUGGAUCGCAAGAGGCGGAAAGGUGUGGUCGCACCGUCACAGACUGGCAGCACCGAAGGGCUCUAUCCGCAGGCCCGGCAGAAGAGGCCGUCCUGGUGGAACAUCUUCGUGCCGGACGCGGUCACCAGGUCCAGGCGAAUGUCCCAGGAUGUCACGACGUCAAGAUCCACGGACAAUCUCACAUCGUCGUAUUACAGGAGCAAGAGCCGUAGUGUGGACCACGGAUUUACGGCGCCUUUCGAUUUGGAUUCCUUGCGGAACAAGGUCGAAGGACGCUUCGAAUCGGUGGACAAGCUGUCAAAAGAUUCCGACAACGAGAGCAAGGAUGGCUCCACGGUGCAGGAGAAGAAGCACGGCCGUGUCUCUCAGCCCAUCAACACCAUUGCCUACACGGUGGGCGACAGAGACACGCUCACGUCGGUGGCGGCGAGAUUCGAUACGACACCGUCCGAGCUGAGCAAAUUGAACAGGCUCGGAAGUACUUUCAUUUAUUCCGGCCAGCAAUUAUGGGUGCCGGCGAAGGGGGAAGGACGCCCGGGUGGCGGAACGACCACUGAUGCGCCCAGCCCCGAUCCUUGUCACGACCACGAGUCCCAGGACGAUCUACCGCCCGAGGAGAAAGAGCUCCUGGACAAUCUGAGACCAGUGUCACCAAAGCCAGGCCAUAUGGAGCGCAUAAAGACACCCCUUGGGACUUCCAGCGUAGGUACAGAGGAGGAUGAGCAACCAUUUAGAGAAAGGUUUCUCAAGAUUAAUGUUCGGCAUAUCACAGAUGGUCAGGGUGUGGUAGGUGGUGUGCUGUUAGUUACGCCAAAUGCAGUCAUGUUCGAUCCAAACGUGUCAGAUCCUCUUGUGAUUGAGCAUGGUGCUGAGUCUUAUGGGGUGAUUGCACCAAUGGAGUUUGUAGUCAACGCUGCGAUUUACUAUGACAUCGCGCACAUGAGAGUCUCCCACACCGAAGCCGGUAAUUUGGAUAAGAAACCUGAGAUUUACUACAUGAAGAAACCCCAAGUGGAUAAUCGUAAGUGUCAGUCUCCGGGGAAAGAGGAAAAUUUCCCUGAACUGGCGGGCGACGACAGUGAGAGCGUAUGUAGCAGUGCCGAGAGAGACGGCGAUGCUUUUCCAAAGGCCUUUGAACGAGAGCUUGUCACUCCCACAAAUCUCCAAACUGAGGAGACCUCAACCUCGACCAAAGAUAAAGAGAAGGAGAAAGAUAAUGGCGAGAAAGAAUUUUGCAGCGGCGGUCAAGGUAGCAGAACGUUAGAAGAGCGUAGACGCUCUAUGCUGGAUCAUCAUUGGGCAGUUCCUAGCAAAGAUCGGAAUACAUUUUCUGUUGACGAUGAACAACAAGACUCGCUAAAUUCCGAUAAGGCGGAGCCGGCGAAAUCAAAUGCCAUUCCUGAGGACGAAGAAGGAUCUCUAGUCAAAUUGUCGUGCCAUGAUUCUGGUAUCGAUAUCCGCGAGCCGAAUCCACCUAUUCCGAUAGUACAACCUAUGCCAUCGAAAAAGGUGUAUUCAGACGCGGAUAUUGUAUUAUCUUCCGAUUGGGUCCCUCCAAUAACGAUAGCACCAACGAACAUUACGGGCUCGUUGGAGACAGGCUCUGCUAUUAACGGCAGGAAAAAGGCCAGCUCGGUGUCCUUUAGUUUAGAGAGUAACGCGGAAGAGCAAGAGAAGGAUGAAGAACACAAGGAGGACGAUAAACAGGAAACUCGGAGGAACAAGAUGCUGAAACGUCUAUCGUAUCCGCUGUCUUGGAUGGAGGGUUUAACUGGAGAGAAAGAAGAUGAGAGCAAAUCCAUUUCUGAUAAAGUGUCGAGCCUUCCGAGCAGCGCGGAUUCCCAUCACUCUUCCGUCUUCAGCAAAGUUUUUUCAAGCUCGCCGAUCAACCUGGUGAGUGACUUUAGCUCGGGCCUGUUUGCUAAAACCCCCAGCGAAGAGAGUGGCGGGGGCGGUAGAGCGGGUGGAACUCCUCCGCUCACCGCCUCCUCUCUCUCCCAGGACUCCAGCAAUCCUCAGUUCUCACCUGGUCCAGGAGGCCUCAUCGGGCGCUCGUCCGUGGGUACUUUUAUCAGGCAACAACCAUUGACAUCCUCCGGCAGCAGUAGCGUCGACAGCAGUCGAGGCAGCAAGACCUCAACGGCACCGCGAUUGGACUAUCGCAGCAUGGUCUCGGUCGAGGAUAUGCCGGAGCUUUUUGUGAGUUUCGACAAACUGAUCCCACGACCGGCUCGUUCCUGCGAAGACCCACCAUUGUACCUGAGACUACGCACAGGUAGACCGAAGGACAAGAAGAUACCGCGUUCUACGCCGAUAAUGAGCUACGGGAAGAAGAAGCUGCGUCCCGAGUACUGGUUCAGCGUACCGCGCAACAGAGUGGACGACCUAUAUAGGUUCAUUCACGCGUGGGUGCCGACGCUCUACGGCGAGCUCGACGAGAAUUACUGGCGGGAGCGCGGCUACAUCCUGUCUGACACUGACACGGACCUGUCGCCGGAACUGUCGCCGCACGAGGCCGGCGAGGGCGCAGAUUCCACGGAGGAGGGCAAAACUCGCGGUCACGAAGGCGAUGAGAUCACAGAGCUGACGAGAGAGUCCUGGGAGCUGAUCAAGGCCCCCUACGUAAAGCUGUACAGCAUCCUGAAGACUUCGAGCACGUCGGCCGAUUCCGAGCAGAUCCAGGAUUCGGAGGUACUGUCUAUGAGCGAGGAGUUCAGGCGAGCUCUCUACGCGAACAGUGCUGUCUCCCUGGACAACGACGUCAUCGUGCCGGACCUGAUAGGCACGACGGAGAUACUCAGCGAUGAGCACAGGGAACAACUGUGUCGUCACCUGCCCGCGAGGGCGGAGGGUUAUCAGUGGACCCUCGUUUUCAGCACCAGUCAGCACGGCUUCAGUCUCAAUAGCAUGUAUCGGAAGAUGGCAAAGAUCGAGAGUCCGAUCCUAUUAGUCAUCGAGGACACUGAAGGCAACGUGUUCGGUGCGUUGACCUCGUGCUCCCUGCACGUGAGCGACCACUUUUACGGUACCGGCGAGUCCCUGCUCUUUAGGUUUACGCCAAGGUUCCAGUCUUUCAAUUGGACCGGGGACAACCUAUACUUUAUCAAGGGCAACAACGAGAGUCUAGCGAUCGGCGCCGGAGACGGCAAGUUCGGGCUGUGGUUGGACGGCGAUCUAUACCAGGGCAGGACGCAGUCCUGCAGCACGUACGGCAACGAGCCGUUGGCGCCGCGCGAGGACUUCGUCGUCAAGACGUUGGAAUGCUGGGCUUUCAUAUAGGACACGGCCUCGUACCCCCAGCCCGCUCCUUUGCCCUUGCCGCAGCCUAACUUGACCUGAACUCUCGAGCCUCGCGUAGGUUUCGCCCACCACUCCCUCAGGAGAGAUUAGAGGAAGACUAACGAUUCUAAGAGACUUUACCGGAGAGGACGGAAUCGUAUCAGACGUCGCGAUACCGAUUAGCCCAAUUGUCAUCAGCACUUUGGGGAGUACCCGGUACUGUCAGGCAGGCUGAUUCCGCCGGGAAGUAAGGAGAAUCGUCAGUGUCCGUGCGCAAGGACAACGACGAAUGAUAUUGGCUCGAGGCGACGCUGGUGAAUCGAAGGCGACGAUGUAGCCUCGAAAGGGAUAUAUGUGGUCGGCAAACCAGAAAAACGAAAAAAGAAAAAGGAAAGGCUGUUGUAGUCCGAAGUUACGCGAUUGGUAGCGGGCUAUUAGAGACGCGCGCGAGUACGUGUAUCGCGUAACUGCUGAUCAUUGUUGAUUUUAUUAGCCACUCUCGGCUCUUGUUUCUUUCAUUUUUCUUUUUUAGUUGGCGUAUUUAUUUUAUUUUUUUUAUAUGUAUCCAUAUACAUGUAUAUAUUCUGCUGCGAGCGACUGCGUCGAUUUGGUCUUGAUUUGCUUUACGUUUGCAUCCGCGAAUCGUUCGAGAGUUGAAGAGUUAUUAUUAUUAUAUUCAUACGAUGAUCGUUACUUCGAACUAGUCGUGAAUAUAUGACACAUUUUAAGUAACUGCUACAACGUCGAUAAGAGGUAAUUGCGAAGAUAUUGAUGUUGAUGAUACAAUGUGACGAGGAAAAUAAUGAUAAUACAAUAAUAAUGAUGAUGAGUAUAACGAUGAUCGUGGAAGAAUGAGUGUGAAUGUGAGUUUGAGAACGAUAUGUGGAUGGAAUGAAGUACUAGGCGAGAUAUAACGUUUUGGCAGGAGACGAUUAACGAUUCAAUACGAUGAAAUGCUAAAAAAACUAACAGUUUGUUGAUGUGUAGAUAAUGUAGAUAGUAAAUGUAAAUAUAUAUAUACCAUGAUCGUGUUGCAAUGAUUAAUUUUAACGGUACAAGUAGAGAGAACUCUUUGCGGAACACUGUGUAGCUCAUCAUGUAUAAUCCAAGGAGACGUUUACGAACACACACGAGGACAUACACGACAUAUAACAUAUAUAUAUACAUACAUACACAUGAGGAUUGUACACAGAUACGGGAAGCGUGCUCUCAGGCACGCGACCGGAUGCGAUGAUCUGAUAAAAUAAAGAAUAAGUAGUUUUAGAAAGAGAAAGGAGAAGAGAGAGAAAGAGAGAGAAAGAGUAAGAUCUCGUACCGAUAUCCUACAAUUAUACAUAUAUAUAUAUAUAUAUAUAUAUAUAUAUAUAUAUAUAUAUACAUAUAUACAUAUAUACAUACAUACAUAUAUAUAUAUAUAUAAAUGAAUAUAUAUAUAUCGUACAUGUGUGUGUAUAUAUAUUAUACACACACACGUAAAUUGGACGAGAAAGUCAACGAUGCAAAAUUACAAAAUCGAGUCAGCAGAAGUGUGUAUUCGUGAAUCUUGUCAGUAAAUUACAUAGAAGUAAAUUAAAUUAGUAAAUGUGCUUUGGAGUCACGAGUGACCACAACGAACACAUGCCUGUGCCUGCUUCGCUCUCUUUGUCCCCCUCCGCCAAGUGUCAAAACGCGAUGUCAAGCGUGAAUUUUGUGCGUGAACCCCCAACUCUUCCCGCCUUUAAACUUGCUAUACCAGUAUACACUCGGCACUGUGGAUACCUGACAAUUUAUUAGAUCCAUAAUUACAAAAGACUCUUCGACCAUCUAUGUUUGUUUCUAGCUACUCGUUUCUCAUGACUGUAAUUGAUCGAGAAGACUGGAAUGUAUUUAAAGUAGAACUAAUAUUUUUACAGCAUAAUGUUUCGUAUGUGUCAGUGAAGAAAGUCAUUCACGCGUAGCGCGCAAUCAGCAGAAGAAGAGCAAAGAGAUGCUAAAAUAUAAGGAUAUAUUAUAAUAAAUUAUAUAUAUAUAUAUAUAUUUUAUACAUAUAUAAUUAUACAUUAUAAUACAUACAUAAUACAUACAUCAUAUAAAUACAUAUAUAAUUUUGUAAUAAAAUACUUAUCUUUUCUAACGUCCUUAGUCUUUUGCUGAUUGCGCAUUACAUUUGAGCGAUUAGUCGUUUUUACUGACGCGUGCGAAAAGUCAAGCUGUUGAAGUGUCACUUCCGCUUCGAACACGUUCCCAAUUUCUCGAUUAAUCGACAGUCACGGGAAAUGUGUCGCUAGGAACGAACGUGGCGGAUCAAAAAUUUGUAGUAGCUAUUGAUCGAGUGAAUGGAUAAGACCUGCGUGAUAGCGAGUGUACGAAGAGAAACCCCCGAUGUGUGAGAAGGAUCGAUCACACUAGUAGUAACGCGUCAAACGGAGAAAUCAUCGAGAUCGUCGCGUAACCGCUCGUCCCGAUGCUCUUUUGAACCUAGUCCAACUUUGUACGACCGUGUUAACGUGUUAUACAUGCAACAUACAAUCACACACACACACACACACACAUACACAUUGUCCGAGCUUAAUAAUCUGUCGCGCGUCGCGAUGAGACGAACUUUAGGGCACUUGCAAGCCUCGUCGACUCGACUGGGAACGAAAUUUUGUACGCGCGCGGCAACGCAACGAACAGAGCAGCAACAAAGCUAAGCGAUCCGCAAGAUUCUUUUUUUCUCGCGAGACACGUGAGACGGUCUCUUGUCGCGCGAAAAGAAGCGUCGGGUACUGCCGGGUACUGUCGGUACUGCCGGCAGUCUCAGUAUAUCGGUAUAUCGCAUUGUGGGCAUCGGACGAACUUUUCUAGCUACGUUAAGCUCCACGAGCAUUGUGCCGAGUUGCAAUCGUUUGAAGGCCCAACUUUGGCACGUGACUCCGCUGACUCUCGCGUCGCGUCAACCUCGAGACGGAUCGCGUUUUAUAUUAACCACGUUAUAGACGUAAAUAAACGACGCCGCCGCCGCCGUGUAUCUCCUCCAUCUUCCCGCUCCUGCCCUCGAAUCCUUUCUUCCCGCCUUUCCUCUCCGUUUCCCAUACAAUUACUCUAGAUACAAUAUUUGUACUCAGCGACGUACGCGUUGCAUCGUUUCUAUACGAUUUCGGAUCUGCGAAUCUAAUCUUAACGACGCGUCUCUCUUUCUCUCUGUCGGUCGUACGUCGAGUAACGUAUCGUCGGCAGAGAGACGCGCAUAAAUGCGACGACCAAGAGUGCUUAUUAUACUAACACGUGAGCACAAUAAAACACACGCAGAAAACUUUGGAUCUAUCUUUACCUAUUUCUCUCACUUCUCGCGUACAUACGACUCGCGUACAUACACAAACAUACACAUGCAUACGUACAUUCACAUACACUCAUUCUCUCUCGAUGCAGUCGCGUCAUCGGAGAACGUUCGAAAGACUGAGCGGCCGAUCCAAGAGAUUCCAAGAGGAGACCCAAGUGUUCGCGCACUGGUUAUAAGACGCACUAUAAAAAGGAAAGACCGAACAAACACGUGGUCAAAGCCGCCGAUUGGGCGAUUGGACGGAGCACGGUGCGACACUUUGAAUGAGAAUUUCGAUUAGGGCUUACAAGGACCCGCGUGUAAUUUCAGCGAGCUUUGAGCUGCUCCGUGCUGCAAGCGUAAAGAGGUCUGGGAGAGCCAUACGUCGGUAGGGGAUUGUCGAAAAUCGCGACUGGUCGCAACGUGAGCCUCCUGCUGCGCGUUUGCAGCAUUGAGCAACCUCGGCCGGCUCCGCUGGAAGUCAUACCGAUCCUCCAACACUCGAUACGUUUUCGACGAAGCACAAACGUGAUGUCAGUGUCGAUGUGGUAGCACCUACCGGCUUGCUAGGGGGCUAGUAAUCUGGAACUUGUACACCUACCUAAAUGCAAGGCACACGAUAACAAUGUUGCAUACGAUUAGCGUUGCCUAGAGCGUAAAUUAGAGACUAGACGUAAUCAUGUGAUAUUAAGUAAACGAGAGCGAGGUGUUGCGCUCAUAGAUGAUUUGUCGAGUCGCUUCGAUGGUACCACACGAUUGCACGCACUCAACGUCGUAUACAUACAUCUCCAUCCCCCACACAUCACACACACACACACACACACGCGCGCGCGCGCAUAGCUCGAGAUAGAGGUUCUCUUCCGCUUCCUCGAAGCGUGCAUUUGACAGUCGGAACGUAGCUCGAGGCAUGUACCAGGACACAGUCUGUCGUCGGGUUCGAAAGCGCGGUCUGGAUGAACGCUCAAGUUAUUACACGUACGUGAAAACGAGAAAGCAAAAUAUGUGCAUCCAACAGCAGGUGAUAAGCCACAAACAAGAAGUUUAUAAAGAAAAAGAAAAGAAAAUGAAAAAAAAAAGUACUCAUGAUCCUCGCCUUAAUGUCAAGAAUCAAGAAUUCGAUGUACAUUGUAACGAAAAAAAUAAAAAAUCAAGUAUGUCUGGGAAAACGAACUUUUCGUUCAUUCUUUCGUGUUUUGUUCCGCCGCUCGCGUAUUUAUAUGCGCUGUGUGUGUAUGUGUGGCGCGCGUGUGUGUGUAUAUGUGUGUAUAUGUGUUUCGUUGUCGCCUAUCGUUUCGUUGCAAUUUGUCGCAGCCGAAUCGGUUUACAUGUUAUAACAUACACAAUAUACAGCCUGAAGCACGUAACUGAAACCACUUCGUAAGAAGCCACUUUGUUUUAGAAUCGUAACGAUGGAUCGUUAUAAACGUAAUAAAUCAGAUUCGUUUGAGAGUUAUUGCCUAACAUGGUUGAAUUUGUUUUAAUAUUACUUUCAACUUUUAUUACAGAGAAUGAAAGUUGAUUUUCAUUUAAAACAAAAGAACUGAAAGUGAUCUUGAAAUCUUGAAAACUGCAAGCGACAAGUAAAACUGGAAUGAUGAAUUGUGUAGCCGCCUUCGUCGUAUCAUGCAAUAUUCAAUAUUGGAAUCAACUCUCAACUAGAUUCAAUAUUCACGGCAUUAUCGAAGUGGUUCCAGUUACGUGCAUCAUCCUGUAUGUGUCGUAAUACACGCGACCUCCUGGUCGGUUGACGCGCUCCCGGCGAGACGAGCUCGAUAAAUUUAUCGAACAAAUUUCAAGCGCCGUGCCGUGCACCGUAUCGAAUUCUACGAAUUCGAGCCGAAGAGGAGAAGCGCAACGGGAGAGAACGUUUGUAAGUUUCACUUGACAUGUUUAGGAUACCAGAUAAUGUCCGAACAAUUGAUAGCUCUGUCCUGUGCGCGUGCGACGGUGUGCGAAGCCGUCGUCCUCGCCUCGCACGCGCGCGAGUGAGCGAAUUACACGUUACCGGAUACGUCAGUGCGAGCGAGACGCUCUUCGAUGUCAUCCGAGUGUAGCCUGCUCUUCUCUUCUUCCACGAAGCGUCUUCUGUAUCAAACUUGUAGGAAUACGCGACAACAGAUGUUAUAUCCGAGGAAAAAGUACUGCCUCGUAGACGUAGACUAAGACAUGUAUCCAGUGGCGGAUUGCUAAAUUACUGUUUGCCAGGCGCGAUAGGCGUCCGGGAGUUCUUAUACAAGGGGAGGUCUCCACAUAAAUAAAUUGUACUAUUAAACAAAUUUCGUGAAGUCUCAGACGAGAAACGCGGCGGGUAUACUCGCGAGUGUAACCCUUGCUCCGUUGUGCUUUCUAAGUAAAGAUUGUAACCAAAGUCAUAAUCGAAAUCUUAAUCAAGAUGAUAAUCAAGAUCUUUCUAAGUAGAGAUCAUAAGUAAUUAGACACGGCUCUUGUGAAAACGAAACUCAACGCGAUGAGGCGGCAAGGCUUGCUGCUCCCUUUCGUGUUGAAUUUCCUUUCUAAGUAAGAUAGUUUAAUGUUACGCGACGCGCGUGGAUACUUAGGGCUUCUGAAUCGCACGACGUUUGACACCUCGAGAUGUCUCGAUCCGCCACUGGACAUACCGAUCCGGAAGGCUGUCCCGACUACAGCGAAACGACUUUGACGUUCUCUACUGCGCGCACAUGCGAGUGCAUUCUUCUCAGUGCGCAUCUACGCGAGACUUCUUCGAAAAAUCGCCACAGGAUCAAUUGUCAUGCUAUCGACAGCACGAUGAAUAUCGCGGUGGUGUGAGAGAAACGUCUCGAUGUUACUGUGCGCGUGUCUCUGUUGGCGGGCGCGUCGGCGUGAAUUAACAUUGUAGAUAUUCCGAGCUUGGAUGAUCAAUGUCACUUCGCUGCUUAGCGGCUUCUGGGUUCAUAUUGCAGAAUGAUAUCGGUUGUACUAUGUCCAAGUGUCUAAACAGGAGUAUGCGGAGUGUCUCGUCGAUACCGCCAUCAGUUUUCGAUGACGAACUAUUGGGCGAUUUAGAAGUCGUCGUUGAGACGAGUGAGGAUCAGAGCUGCGAGUAAUUGAUUACUUUUUAAAUUAGUUAUCGUGUUUAAUUUACGAUCAAUACGAGCUAUUUCCAUCGAAUAAUUGGCAAUUGAUUUCAACAAAUUUAAUCGAAGAUCAUUCAAUUGUUAAUUGAAAUAUCUUUGAUGCCUUUCGCUCAUAUCAAUCGUCAAUUGAACGGUCUUCCAUUGAAUUCGAUUGAUUUUGCUCAAAUCGAUCGUCAAUUAGUUAAAUUAAAACAUUUGUUCAAAUCAAUUAUUAAUUUGAGAACAAUUUAAUUGACAUUUUUACAAUUCCGGUGAGAAUUUAACGAGAGACUCCAUAUCGCAGAAAUGCUCAAAGAAAACUAAAUCGGGUAUACAAAUAAAAUCCUGUUCUUCAAUUUCUCUGGAAUGUAUUUUACCAAAAAUGUAAUUCAAAACUCUGACAACAAAAGUUGAACGAUACGUUCGAAUCUAUGAAAUUUCAUCGAAAAGGAAAUGCCAGUCGAUCUGUUCUUUUAGCUGUAUGCGCGCUCUCUGGUGCAUCAUACAAAUAAGAGAAAUUUAUUUUUAGAUACUGAGAGUGUAAAAGGAAGAGGCGGAGGGGAGAGACAGAAGAUCGUACUAUUGUUAACCAGUUGAAGGGCGUAGACAGAAAGAACAGAUCUGAUUUUGCGAUAUCGAUGGGAUACCCGGCGUGCAAUACGCUCCGGAAACAUGAGGAGCAUGUGUAGUUGGUAUGUGCGGGAACAACUUGCCCGUAAACAAGAAUAGCGAGAGACUCCACGUUGAACAAUCGUGCGCUCAGUAUGUUAACACCGAUUACACCUAUCCACCCGAUCACACACGCGCAUCUCUAGUCGAUAUUAGUGGUCGUUAGCCGAACUAAGCGUAAAACUCGAGAGGAGAGAACAGAGGCGGCACAAACUCAAGCAGAAGGCAAGCACAACAAAGGAGACACAUACCUUCGGUAUACACAUUGUCAAUUAGAUUCAGACUGACUGCAGGGAUUGAACACGCAUAAACAGUUCGAUGUUCUUCGAUGUUUAGCUAGAAUUACAAAGUUGUCGUCGUCGUCAUCGUCGUCGUCCUCGUUAAAAUGAGAACAGCAUUGAGAACACGCGAGUCGACGCAUUUGAAUUCGGGCCAGUGGCGCAAACGUGAAGUGAUUAGCGGCUAAUGGGACCCAUUUGACAUUAUGAAAUAUUCUAAUAUAUGUAUAUAUAUAUAUACACAUUAUAUAUCAGUCAGUAGAGAAUGUGAGAGAGAAAAAGAGAAAAGAAGAUUAUUGGAGGUGAGACAAGCCGAUGUUGGUCUUUAGCGAAGAAUUAGCGCACCACUCUGCUGGUCUCGCUGCAAAAACCACGUAAUCAACACUGUGUGUACGCUAUGUUAUUGGUGUGCAAUCUGUCUUUUAAUGCAGUUAUAUUACAAACGAAUUAAUCGCAGCUGCUCGUGUGAGCGAAGGGAAAAAGAAAGAAAGAAUUCGUGUGUCUCGUUGAAAAAUAUCUGAAUGUCUUCGAUUGGGAACGCGCUCCGGGAACAUUAUAUCUUGCAUUUCGCUUCGCGCCGUUGGCAUGUACUGUCGUCGUGAAAAAGUCGCCAACAGUUAAUGAAGGUCGAAGCCGAUCGUUCGCUCCUUCCAUCUUCUGUAUACGGAGAGAAUUUUAUAGUAAAAUUUAUUAUAAAAUUUUGCAACAGAGAGAAAUAGACCGACAUUCUGUCGUAGUUGACUGUCCUUUCAUUUCAUAUGUGUUAUUUACACUUUAGGGACUAAAACGUGCUAAUUAAAAAUGUUGCUAUAUUUUUAACAAAAUUUACUAUGUUCUUUAGCAAGAUCGACCUUGCUGGCAGCCUAUUUCUGCACUAUUACAAACAUAGAAAAAUUUAAAAGAAUUUAUAUGUAAAGAAAUUAUAAUAUUCUCUCCGAGUAUAUUUCAUCAAAACGGAGGAGAAUCGAUCGCGUGUCAGCUUAACUUGAGGCGAUGUUUAAGGAAACGGCCCACCACCACUUCCGUUGCAUAAAUGUUCGAUUGGCCCUUAUUAAUAGUAGAAAAAACGACAUUCAUAGAAUUGUUCUUACCACGCGUAAAGCCUAUUUGUUUUGAAAAGACGCGAAGCUUCGGGAUAAUCGAUGUGACGUUCGUAGUGAUUUCUAUGUCGAGAUCUUGAGUUUCAGUGGCAAUCAUAUAGCUGGCGGCGCAGUGAAGUUUUGUUGUGAAGCAAGAGCGCGAUGUAAACCAAGAGCGAAGUUUCAUUCGACAAUUGAACGGCGAAGUUCCAAUAUUUGCGAGCAUAUCGAUGUAAGAGGUAAUAUUCAGUACAACCAAAUCGAUUACAGAGGUCCGACGCAGUGCGUUGUACGUGUAAUUGAGAUAUAUCUCCGCUGUGCGUUACGCAGAAAGAAAGAGCGAUGCGCUCUGUCGCAGUGGAUUAGACUCCACCGACGAUAAAUCCAUUUGUGCGAAACUUUAGAGAGUUAUCGAGGGUGCUUGUAAAAUAGGCACGCGAUGUAUCCGCUGGAGAGGAGAACAAUUGCGCCAAUGUAUAUAACGUAAUUCUAUGAAAUACCGUGUCUCGUACAUGUAGGCAAGCAAGCGCUGGAUACUGUGUUAACGAUAACGAUGCAUGACUGAUGAACUAAAAAUGCGCGCGAAAGGGAAGAGGGAAACGGUCAAGGCACCACCUCUUUCGCUUGCUAAUUGUGUCAGAAUGUAUGUCGGGAAGCAAGUACUGAAAGAAAGAGAUACUAUUUAUUAUAACACGUCGAUAUGAGAGAUCCUGAUCAAGGCGGACAUUCGGCACAAGUCCAGCUGUUUCAUAUGUUUGAUUUGAACGAAUUAAACGCAGAAACAAUAGCGAAUUUUUCUUUGUAACAGUGGCGCCGAGAGAGAGAGAGAGAGAGAGAGAGAGAGAGAGAGAGAGAGAGAGAGAGAGAGAGAGAGAGAGAGAGAGUUCGCAUAGAACAAGAUUCAGGAUAGCUAUUUAUGAUAUGAAAAUACAAAAAGAGAAACAAAUGCAAAAUAUGUAACACUA
Molecule: messenger RNA, 15236 nt
Organism: Odontomachus brunneus
Lineage: Eukaryota; Metazoa; Arthropoda; Insecta; Hymenoptera; Formicidae
Gene: mtd
Product: TLD domain-containing protein 2
Exons: 18
Coding region: 2112-5891 (1259 amino acids)
Biological process (GO): response to oxidative stress
Cellular component (GO): nucleus
Source: RefSeq, a predicted model, not a curated record